AUGAAAAUGAUAAUAAAAAUUAAAUAUAAAGUUCUGUCGAUAAUUAUAAGUAUUAUUGUUCAUGGCUAUGCAGAAAAUAUUAAUGUUUACGGUCCUGGCUUACAACCCCACAAAGUAGUAUUACCGGCACGAUAUUUUUUCGUUAACUUUACUAAUAUAAAUGAGGACACGUACACAAAUGAUUUAGGUCAAAGUGUAGCGGUAGAAAUAACAGGAACAGCUUUUAAAAAAUCUCAUUGCCGUAUAUGGUCCAAUGUUCUAGAUAGAAAAGACGGCACAUUUAUAGUUCGAUACAAGUUGUAUGAGGAAUGUUCAUCACUUUCCAUUAAUAUUUAUUACAAGAAUAAACAUAUACAGCAAUCACCUAUCACUUUUGAAGGACCCAUCAAACAAGAUCAAUGUGUUUGCCCAGAACCAGAUUUAAAUGUAUGGUUACAGAAUAAUGAAUGUCCAUUGUCUUAUGAUCAAAUCAAUGAUGACCUUAGGCCCUUUGAACAAGUCAAAAUAAAAAGGCAAAUAACUAAAAUAAUUAAAAAAUAUCACAAUCCUGAAAGUACCAGUUUUUGCCACUAUGUAGUUAAGAGUAAUGAAUUAUAUAGAAAGUGUUAUGGGAAACAUAUUGGUUUUAACAUGUUUGCUGACAAUAUUUUGUUAUCUAUACUGAGAAAAGUCCUUAUACCGGAUAUAGAGCUGGUUAUCAAUCUAGGUGAUUGGCCCCUGACUAGAAAGGGCUCUGAUAUACUUCCCAUUUUUUCCUGGUGUGGAAGUGAUGAAUCUCUUGAUAUUGUAAUGCCAACUUACGACAUCACUGAAUCAAGUUUAGAAAACAUGGGCAGGGUAACAUUGGAUAUUCUAUCAGUUCAAGGAAAUGUAGAUAGAAAAUGGACUAAAAGGGAACCUCGUGCGUUUUGGCGAGGUCGCGAUUCACGUGAAGAACGAUUAAAGCUAAUAGACAUUGCUAGAGCCAAUCCAGACUUACUGAAUGCAUCUUUAACAAACUUUUUCUUCUUUCGUAAUAAAGAAGAAGAGUAUGGACCAAAAUUACCACAUAUAUCAUUCUUCAAGUUUUUUGAAUACAAGUAUCAAAUCAACAUAGAUGGGACAGUAGCUGCAUACAGACUACCUUACCUUUUAGCUGGUGGAGGUAUGGUUUUGAAACAAGAAUCCCCAUACUAUGAACAUUUCUAUCGGCAACUGAAACCUUGGAAACAUUACGUACCUGUGGCCAGAGAUCUUAAUGAUUUAACAGAAAAGAUAAAAUGGUCAAGAGACCAUGAUGAUGAAGCUCACACGAUUGCCAAAAACGCAAAAAACUUUGCGAACGAAAAUUUGCUUCCACAUCAUAUUAUUUGCUAUCAUGUUGUUUUACUUUCAGAAUGGAGCCGGAAACUUGAUGAAGAAAUUACUGUAGAAGCUAAUAUGACACAUGUGCCACAGGACACAUUUCCUUGUAAUUGUGCAAAAGGGAAUAGUCAUGAUGAACUGUAA
Molecule: messenger RNA, 1488 nt
Organism: Leptosia nina
Lineage: Eukaryota; Metazoa; Arthropoda; Insecta; Lepidoptera; Pieridae
Source: the annotation of a GenBank genome assembly